Molecule: messenger RNA, 821 nt
Organism: Arabidopsis lyrata subsp. lyrata
Lineage: Eukaryota; Viridiplantae; Streptophyta; Magnoliopsida; Brassicales; Brassicaceae
Exons: 5
Coding region: 179-664 (161 amino acids)
Cellular component (GO): chloroplast thylakoid membrane
Source: RefSeq, a predicted model, not a curated record
AUCAAAUCACCCAUUAAUGAACUUUUAUUGGAUAAGAUUUAAGAUGGUUUCUGUGAUCCUUUUUUUGGUUGGUGGUGGAGGUAUAGGAAAACGACGACGUUUUGAGUGGCCUUUUGUUUUCAGUCUCUAGAGUCUAGACCAAUAUAAAACAGAGACGAAGAACGAACGCUUCGAAAAUAUGAAAGGCUUAGAAAUGGUGGUGACGUCUUUCUCUUCAGCGCCGCCUAUCUUCUUCUUCCCUGGAGCUGAUCCUCAGCUUACUUCAACCAAUGUACGCUUUACGACUCCUUCCUCUUCUCUCGUAAAGGGACUAAGAAGACACCAAGAUGUAAAGUUGGUGGGAAACAGAGCCAGAGUUGGAGUAGUUCGAGUUCUAGCAAACCCAAAUGUAUCUCCUCCCCCUCCAGGAAAAGCAAAGGUAAAAAAAGAGGUAAUCAUGGUAGACCCUCUUGAGGCCAAGCGGUUAGCUGGCAAGCAAAUGGAAGAGAUUAAAGGCAGAGAAAAGCAACAGAGAAGGCGUGAAAUAGAGGCUAUAAACGGAGCAUGGGCAAUCAUAGGACUCACAAUAGGGCUGGUGAUCGAAGCCCAAACAGGGAAGGGUAUCCUGGCUCAGUUGGCUGGUUAUUGGUCUGCGGUUGUGCAUCUAUUCGUUCCAUCAACAUAGAAUCUCCCACAGUAAAGAAAAACUUUGACUAUGUCUUGUUGAGUUUCAUUUGGUUUUUGUCUAGUGUGUUCAUGUAAGUCGUUAAACACAUCAUAUUACACACUUUGUUAAUCCUCCUUUGUUUCAAAUGUCAAAUCCUGCUAUUUGCAAAAGAAAA